Phyllopteryx taeniolatus (common seadragon) is the source of this 1632-nucleotide messenger RNA. Its product is annotated as alpha-2,8-sialyltransferase 8E-like. Gene Ontology annotation, molecular function: alpha-N-acetylneuraminate alpha-2,8-sialyltransferase activity. Gene Ontology annotation, biological process: N-glycan processing; oligosaccharide metabolic process. The coding region runs from base 110 to 1174 and encodes 354 amino acids. The record is from RefSeq and is a predicted model, not a curated record. The transcript has 6 exons. NCBI's taxonomy places the organism in Eukaryota, Metazoa, Chordata, Actinopteri, Syngnathiformes, Syngnathidae.
UAAUCAGCGACCGGCCGCCUCCGCUGUGACGUCCCCCGCGCCCCAAGUUGGCAAGGUGAAAGGGGGCUCCCGUCUUCUUUUUUUUUUUUUGGGGGGGGGGGCGGCCAGCAUGCCUUCCAGUGGCGUGUCAUCCGCCAUAACUCUGCUGUGCUUGGGUAGCCUGUUGUCCAGCGUCACCUGGUACAUGAUCGACGAUCAGAGUGUCCUGGCCUCUCACACGCCGCCUGCUCAGAGGAAAAGUUCCCCGUCUGUGCUUUGUAAAGGUUGCAGGGAACUGAUUGACGACGUGUUGAAGCGACACUCACAAAAGUGGGAGAAGAACGAGGAGAACUACUGGAAUUUUACGUCGAAGCUGAGCCGCUCGUGUCGAGGGUUCGAGAAGGCCAUCAUCACACAGGCCAACACGCCCGUGGGAACCAAAAUCGUGUACGAUGCCGAAAUGACCAAAACUCUGCGGGUGACACCGGCCAUCUUUAAAACGUUCAUCAAGGAGCAUCCAUUCUCCAACAGGAAGUUCGACACGUGCGCCGUGGUCGGCAACGGAGGCAUCCUGAUGGACAGCGGCUGCGGAAAAAUGAUCGACUCUGCUCAAUUUGUGAUGAGGUGCAAUCUACCGCCUUUGAAUGACGAUUAUGGCAAGCACGUGGGCGUCAGGACCGACCUCGUCACGGCUAACCCAAGCAUCUUCAAGGACAAGUACGACUCUCUGUCGGGACGACGGCGGGGUGUCGUGGAGAGACUCAAGAGCUAUGGCAAGUCUCUGAUCCUCCUUCCCGCCUUCUCUUUCGGAGUUAAUACUCGGGUGUCUCUGCGGGUAGCCUACACCCUGGAGGACUUUGCCAGCCCCUCCCGCGCUGUGUUCUUCAACCCGGACUACCUGCGUAAUCUCUCCCUGUUCUGGGCGACCAAUGGCCUGAAGUCCCAGAGGCCCAGCACGGGCUUCAUGAUGGCCAGCCUGGCUCUGGAGGCGUGCUCCAACGUGCACCUGUAUGGCUUCUGGCCCUUCAGCAACCACCCGUAUGGACUCUACACGCUCACCAAUCAUUACUACGAUGAUCACAAGGCCAAUCGGGAGUUCCAUGCCAUGCCCGUGGAGUUUGACCUGCUGCUCAAGCUGCACAGUCGAGGCGUGCUCAGACUUCACCUCAGACCUUGUCCAACCAGCAAAAAUUAGUUCUGGAAAUGGGCAAGUGAGGUGACUCCUUUGCACGCAAAACCAAACAAUGAUGACCGUUUGAGCUUUAAAGGUUAUUUAUUACUGGAUGUUAUCCAGCUGGAGUCUGGAAGAACUGAAAAGCUAAUCCUGAGGCCUUUUGAGCGGGAUCACGCAGUGCUUUUCAAGCCAAUUACAAUUCGGUGUUGGGCCAUUUUAGAUCAAAAUGAAUCUUGGUCAAAAAAAUGUUUACAGGUUAACCGGAUGAAAUAUUGUUCUCGACUGGAAAUCAAUAUGCCUUCCAACUUUCAGCUAACAAGUACAAAGGAGAUUUAGGUUUGCGCAUGGAAAAAAUAAAUAAAAUAAAGUACUAACAAAAUGUAUUCUGUAUAUUGCAAUAAUAAAAUUAGAAUUUUUGAGACAAUGGUUGAAUGGUUUAGGUUUUAAUAAAGAACUAGGGCUUCUACAGUGCCUUCAAG